This is a messenger RNA of Zophobas morio, 3591 nucleotides long. Its product is annotated as trafficking protein particle complex subunit 8-like. The coding region runs from base 1 to 3549 and encodes 1182 amino acids. NCBI's taxonomy places the organism in Eukaryota, Metazoa, Arthropoda, Insecta, Coleoptera, Tenebrionidae. The record is from RefSeq and is a predicted model, not a curated record. Gene Ontology annotation, cellular component: TRAPPIII protein complex. The transcript is spliced from 32 exons.
AUGACACAGGAGAUACAAUUUCUCUUAGAUAAAGUGUUUUUGCCAGUUAUAAUUACUAGUAGUUUAGGAAAGGCAAAUGAGCUUUGUAAACAGAGGUCUGUGUCGUCUUUUACAGAGCUUUUUCAGAAAUUUUCAAGAAACAAUUCCGAUCUUAGUCCCUUUAGAGAGGAGGCUGACUCCGGUGUAUCGCCAUUUAGUUUAAGAAAUAUCCCUGCUAUCUUUUGUGAUGAAAAAACUCAAACAACUCCUAUUACAGAGAACCAAAUUGAUACUUCGCUCGCUGAAUUUGUUAAGACUGCAAGUCAAAACUUUAGUUACCGGGAGUUUCUUGAUAACUUUUUUUCAGCUCAUCAGAAAUAUUUACGUUGUCCAGAAGUUGCUACGUGGUUAGAAUUGUAUCAACUAAAAUUUCUUAGUUUGAUUAACAACAGUCUGCAUGAAACUUUUUGGCAGCCUGUUGCAAAUUUAAAAAUUGUUACAACGUUGAAUGCUGACCCGGUUUCAUUGCUCAAAGAGCACAACAUUUCGUCUGACGGAUAUAAUUAUGUGGAUAGCGAAACUGUUACUAUAUACUCGCUUGUUCACGAUGCUUCCGUCGGGAAUGAUGACUUUUUUCUGGAAAAACUCAACGAGAUUAAAACAGUUUUUGAAAAAUGCUAUAUUCUGAAGUUAAACAAUUCAGAGCAAGAAAAUAGAAACGCUGAUCAAUUCCCUACAAAAAAUCUUCAGAAACAGUUGAGUUCCUCAGAAUUGUCCAGCGUCCGUCACUUCUUACAAGAUAUUGUGACCAAAGAAGUAACUCCGCACAUUCAUAAGCGUAUUGCCGAAUUAUCAUUUGAACUGGCGUCACUAAAGAAAGGUGUCGCUGGAAAUAUCCUCUCGACCACUCGCAAGUGGUUUACCGGAGAAAGAGAGCCAAAAACGGCCAAUGAGUCAAAAGCAACACUUUCUGGGAUUCAAUCCGACGGAGAGUAUCUAUCCAGCGGGGGCGAACAGAAGCUGCGAAGAGCCGCCGACCUCGCCUUCCUUGUUGGGGAAUAUGUACUGGCGCACGAGACGUACCUCGUGGCACGGAGAGUUUUUCAGCACGACAGAGCGUACAGGCACUACGCAGGCGUCUUGGAAAUGCUUGGCUUGUGCCUCUCGAAGCUCAGGUACAAAAGACAGGACUAUUCCGUCUAUUUCGAGAAAGCCGCCGAAGCAUAUGAAAAGUGUGGAGAUCAACUACGCUCGGAAAGAGCCAUUUUGUACUUGGCCGCCGUCGACAAUGCGGGUGGGUUUUCUCGCGAGGCCGCAAUCUGCUAUAUUUCUCUUACGAAAGAAAACAAAGGCCUCCGCAACGGUCCUCUUCUAGAGCUUGCAGCCCAUUCCUUCCGUGGUAACCAACCAGCGAUGAUGCGUAAGUUUAGCCUCCACUUAGCUUUAGCGGGUCAUCGCUACGCAAAAUGUUCCGAAACGCGGAGGCAUGCUCUCCUCUGCUACUUGAGGGCGGUAGGGGUGUAUAUGGGUAGGAACUGGCGCAUGGCUGAAGAUCAUCUCUACUUUUCCUCAGCACGCCAACUUUAUAACAUGAACGAAGUGGAGGAUGCCUUCCGACUCUUCUCACUGUUGCUGCGGGAGUCGUAUGCUCCAUCUCCACACGAAUCAAUGUACUUGCGCGAGUACUCACUGGCAUUAAAACGUAUAGCGAGCGUGGCGCCGGAGCGCAUCCCACUUGUCCAUGUUUUUGAUGUGGAUGUGGAAAACAUCAACGUCUGCUCGUCUUCUCCUACGAGUGGUGGACUUGAAGCGACUUGGGGUCGCAUGGAAACUUUUAUUGCCCAGCAGGAUACGUGUUUUAACCGAAAUCCAAACAGCGCUAAAUCUCUACUUAUCAAACAUGAGCCUGUCAUUUUGAACAUUCCGAUCAGAAAUUUCUUGCAAAUUCCUAUAGAACUCUUCAAUGUGACUUUGGAAGUUUCCUUGGCGAACGACUCUGCCGACUUUCUUCCGGAAAGUUUCUGUGAAACCAGCACGCUGAAGAAGAUCGAAAUAAACGGGCGUGAAAAGGUUUUGUUAAAGAUUGAGCUGACACCCCGAAAAAAAGGAACAUUGAGGAUUACUGGCAUUCUUUUUACGCUGGCGGGGACCCGCUGCCGCUCGUUAUUCAGUUUGCAAAGCGGGUGGCACCGCCCUCGCCAUUCACCCGCCAGCGAAUCUAAAGAAAACAUUUCACAUCCCGAGUUUGUCGUCUCCUCCAAACUUCCGAAUCUCCACGUGUCCCUCUCCCCUCUGCCGCCAGUUAUCUGCGCAGGAGUGAUUCAUCGCAUGAUUCUCAGCAUCACCAACGUUGGCCACUCUCCUGUGCAAAAGCUGAUCGUGCUUUCCUCCUCUUCUGCUCAAUUAUGUUUAGAAAAAAAUACAAUUUUCAAAGCUUUUGAGAGUUUUUCUGCUUACUAUCUGCUUCAGGACACACAAAUAAUCCCCGGAGAAACCAUGGAGACCCCGGUGUGGUUCAGGAGUGAAGCUCUAGGUGAGCAGGACACGUACCUUCUCUUUUCUUAUGAGACUGACACAACUCCGUCUUCUAUUAAAAGGAGGUUCAAGAGAAUUCACUUCUCGACCAAUGUCCAUCCUUUACUCAGUGCUUCGGCCAGAAUACUGGCUUGUCAGGAAAAUGCCAGCGACCUCCUCCUGCUUAUGCACGUAGAAAAUACGCUCCACAACACCACGACUGCCUGCAUGCAACUUGCUUGCUAUUCGCGGGGGUGGUGCAUUGAGCCUUUGUCCUCUUCUGUAAGCAAUGAAAGAAAGAUGGUUGGCCCCAUGGAAACACUAAAACUUUUAGCCCGCUUGCGAAGGACGGAAGAUAGGCAGGAGCCCAAUUAUUCGAGCAUGGAUUGGACGGCCACUUUGCCUUCCUACACGCCCACUAGCUUCGGCGUUUCAAUCAGCCAAAUGAUGUCUGCUCGCGAUAGCAUGACCAGUGAUGGCUACAAUCACGAUUCUUUAGAGGGAGCCCUGAAGGCGGGGGAGGAUCAUUUCUUUUUACUCGUGCUUUCUUUUGAGGUGGAAUUCUCCAGUGCAACGUUCGGUUCCUCCACUGCACAUGGUCAACUUUACAUUACGUGUCUUUCUCCAUGUCAGAGCAGUAGCUUGUUUUCCGGUGGUGAAACUACCAUAAGAGUGCUGGACUCGCCAGUGAAGGUUUCUUUACUGCACGCGGACUCGUGCUCUCACGAUUUCCGCCUCAGCAGCACAUGCGAGUUUCCGGUGACGGCAGUGUUACUGAACACCUCCUCGCAGGAAGUAGAGGUCGGAUUGCAUUUCAAGCAGCCCUCCGACGGCGAUUUCUAUUGGCUAGGGAAGAGUCGCGCGGCGGUGAGUCUCUCUCCGCACGAGCAGAAGGAGAUCCACAUGAAAGCCUUGUUUCCGGCGCCUGGUGCAUAUGAUCUCUCGCGUUAUUCGGCCAUAAUACGCCACAGGCAGACCCACGAGGAAUACCACGUGGUCCCGGAGGGAUGCCAAAUGUUUUCUGUUUACGAAGAUCAAAGCACCAUGGCUAUAUAAAGACAAAACCAAAACAACUUGUGAAUGCUUUUACUAAUAUUA